AUGGCAAGUACACUGGAUUUCAGGACCCACGUUGACCAGUCGUGCAGAUAUUCUGAAGAAUUUGUCAACAUCUAUUAUGACUGUAUGGACAAGAAAAGAAGGAACCUGACUCGCCUCUACCUGGACAAAGCCACUCUGGUGUGGAAUGGGAAUGCAGUGUCUGGACAGGAGGCGCUGGCUGAGUUUUUUGAGUCUCUUCCCUCCAGUGAAUUCCAAGUUCUUACAUCAGAUUGCCAGCCAGUUCACGAGCAAGCAACUCAAGGCCAGACGACACUGCUCGUGGUGACUUGUGGGCUGGUCAAGUUUGAAGGAAACAAGCAACGUUAUUUCAACCAGAACUUUCUUUUAACGGCACAAGCUUCACCAAACACUGACCAACCAGUGUGGAAAAUUGCCAGCGACUGCUUCCGGUUUCAAGACUGGAAUAGCUGA
Knipowitschia caucasica is the source of this 432-nucleotide messenger RNA. Lineage: Eukaryota; Metazoa; Chordata; Actinopteri; Gobiiformes; Gobiidae. The record is from the annotation of a GenBank genome assembly.